UCAUCAUCAUCCACUAACAAUUCUCAUUUCCAUUCUCAAAGAAAGAAGAAGAAGAAGAAUAACAAACAGUGUAGAGACUAGAGAGAGAGAGAGAGAGGAAUGGCGAAGAAGCCACUGGGACCCACGGGAGAGUUCUUCAAGAGGAGGGACGAGUGGAGGAAGCACCCGAUGCUGACGAAUCAGUUCCGGCACGCCACUCCUGGCCUGGGCAUCGCCCUCGUUGCCUUCGGCGUCUACCUCGUCGGCGAGCAGGUCUACAAAAGGAUCCUCGCUCCCUCUCCUUCUCACCACCACCAUCAAUCUACUUCCGCUGCUUCUCACUGAGAUGGGCUCUUGGUGAAAGGAAGCUCGGGCGUUCUUGUAUUUCAGCAUUCCCCUUUCUGGUUUGGUGUUGAAUAAAAAGUAUCUUAAUUUCCAUGGGACUUGAAGCAUGUAAUUUUUAUGUUGUUUCAUAACUUGGAACGUGGAACUUCUAGCAACAUGUUGAAUCUACCAAAGUUUUAAUUUUUUGAUAA
Quercus robur (English oak) is the source of this 515-nucleotide messenger RNA. RefSeq names its product NADH dehydrogenase [ubiquinone] 1 beta subcomplex subunit 3-B-like. Bases 100 to 324 code for a protein of 74 amino acids. Gene Ontology annotation, biological process: mitochondrial respiratory chain complex I assembly; electron transport chain. The record is from RefSeq and is a predicted model, not a curated record. Gene Ontology annotation, cellular component: mitochondrion. The transcript is spliced from 2 exons. Lineage: Eukaryota; Viridiplantae; Streptophyta; Magnoliopsida; Fagales; Fagaceae.